AUGGGACAGAGGGCAUUGGAGCCGCUGCUGCUGCUGCUGCUGCUCUCAGGUGCCACCAUCUCCCAGCCACCACCGUGUCCCCCGGGCCAUCACUCCGAGGGCGACAUCUGCGUUCCGCUGUCCCCUGGCGGUGACAAUGCCAACGGUGACAAUGCCAACGGUGACGGUGACCGGAUCAUCGGGGGGUACCCGUGCGUGCCCCUGUCCCAGCCCUGGCAGGCGCUGGUGUACGGACCCCUGCAGUGUGGGGGGGUCCUGGUGGCACCACUGUGGGUGCUGACGGCGGCGCACUGCGUCAGGAGGGGCCUGCGUGUCCGCCUGGGCGAGGACGACCUCCGUCGGCGCGAGGGGACGGAGCAGGAGCGCCGGGUGACGCUGGCGCUGCCCCAUCCCCGCUUCGACCCCGUCACGCUCGACUCGGACCUGGCCCUGCUGCGCCUGGACCGGCCGGCGGCCAUCGGCCGGAGCGUGCGGCCGCUGCCGCUGCCCAGGGCCUGCGGUCAGCCCGGGCAGUUCUGCCUGCUGUCCGGCUGGGGAACGGUCACCACUCCACAAGUGACGCUGCCGGAGCGCCUCAUGUGCGCGUACGUGCAGCUGCUGUCGGACCCCGCCUGCCGCCGGGCGUACCCGCGCCGCAUCACUCCCAGCAUGCUCUGCGCCGGCGUCAGCGACCGCCGCGUCGACUCCUGCCAGGGUGACUCCGGGGGUCCCCUGUCCUGCAAUGGGACCCUGCAGGGCGUCGUCUCCUGGGGGCUGCAGACCUGCGCCCUGCCCGGCCACCCCGGCGUCUACACCAAGGUCUGCAGGUUCACGCCCUGGAUCCUGGAGACCAUGGAGAGGAACUGACACCUUGGGGACACCUUGGGGACACCUUGGGGACACCUUGGGGACAUGGAGAUAUCAUGG
Molecule: messenger RNA, 906 nt
Organism: Zonotrichia leucophrys gambelii
Lineage: Eukaryota; Metazoa; Chordata; Aves; Passeriformes; Passerellidae
Product: kallikrein-14-like
Exons: 6
Coding region: 1-846 (281 amino acids)
Biological process (GO): proteolysis
Molecular function (GO): serine-type endopeptidase activity
Source: RefSeq, a predicted model, not a curated record